AUGUCUAGUCCACCUUCACCUAGAACAACAGCUUUAAUUGUUCAGAUCGCAGCCAUGUGUGACAAUUUUGAAAGAUUGUUAAGAGAACAAGGUGAACAACUUCAACAAAGAAUUGAUGAGUUGGAAAGGAGGCCCCAAAAUUCUAAUGAUGGUAGUGGUGAUGAGGAGGAAAGAAGACUGCAGGUUGCUUCUAUUGAGUUCAAGGAGUAUGCCUUAGUUUGGUGGGAUCAAUUGACCAAAGAUAGAAGGAGGUAUGCAGAACGACAAAUUGAUACAUGGGAAGAGAUGAAAAGAAUCAUGAGGAGAAGGAUUGUUCCUUCCUAUUAUCAUAGGGAAUUGCACAACAAAUUGCAAAGACUCACUCAAGGUUCUAAAAGUGUUGAAGAAUAUUUCAAGGAGAUGGAAGUUCUCAAAAUUAGAGCUAAUGUAGAGGAGGACGAUGAAGCAACUAUGGCUAGGUUUCUCCAUGGUCUAAAUCAUGACAUUAGUGACAUAGUGGAACUUCAUCACUAUGUUGAAAUGGAUGAAUUGGUACACCAAGCUAUCAAAGGGGAACAACAACUCAAAAGAAAGAGCCAAGCAAGGAGAAAUUCCACCAUUUUCAAUUCUCAAAGUUGGAAGGACAAAACAAAGAAGGAGGGUGCUUCAUCAUCUAAGGAAGCCACGGUUGAAAACAAAGGUAAAACUAUUACAUCUUCUUCUUCAAGUGUUUCAACUAACAAAAGUGUUAAGUGUUUCAAGUGUCAAGGCCAAGGACAUAUUGCAUCUCAAUGUCCAACAAAGAGAACUAUGCUUAUGGAAGAAAAUGAAGAAAUUGUUGAAGAGGAGGAUGGUGAUUAUGAUGAGGAGUUUGAAGAAGAAAUACUUAGUGGAGAUUUACUCAUGGUGAGAAGAAUGUUGGGAAGCCAAAUAAAGGAGGAGGAUACAGGUCAAAGAGAAAACCUUUUUCAUACAAGAUGCUUUGUGCAAGGAAAGGUUUGUUCUUUAAUAAUUGAUGGAGGAAGUUGUACAAAUGUUGCAAGCACGCUUCUGGUUUCUAAACUAAAAUUGGAAAUAAAACCUCACCCUAAGCCUUACAAACUCCAGUGGCUUAAUGAAAGUGUAGAAAUGCUUGUUAAUAAACAAGUUGAGAUUUGUUUUAAAAUUGGAAAAUAUGAGGAUGUAGUGUUGUGUGAUGUAGUACCAAUGGAAGCUAGUCAUUUGUUAUUAGGUAGGCCUUGGCAAUUUGAUAGAAAAGCCAAUCAUGAUGGGUACUCCAAUAAGUACUCUUUUAUGUAUCAUUAUCAAAAGAUCAAUCUUGUACCCUUAAAUCCUAGUGAGUCUCUUUUGCAAGAAUUUAAAGAAUUGUUUCUGAAAGAGGUGCCAAGUGGUUUACCACCUAUAAGAGGAAUUGAACAUCAUAUUGAUCUCAAUCCAGGAGCAUCUUUGCCUAAUAGGCCAGCAUAUAGAAGCAAUCCACAACAAACUCAAGAGAUACAAAGGCAAGUUGCUGAAUUGAUAAGUAAAGGAUGGGUAAGAGAAAGUUUAAGUCCUUGUGUUGUCCCUAUUAUUCUAGUCCCUAAAAAGGAUGGUAGUUGGAGGAUGUGCACUGAUUGUAGGGCCAUUAACAAUAUUACCAUUAAAUAUAAGCAUCCUAUUCCUAGACUAGAUGAUUUGCUUGAUGAAUUGUUUGGUGCAUGCUUAUUUUCUAAAAUUGAUUUGAAAAAUGGAUAUCACCAAAUUAGAAUAAGGGAAGGGGAUGAAUGGAAAACUGCUUUUAAAACAAAAUUUGGUUUCAUUGUGAGCUCUAAAGGAGUCCACGUUGAUGAGGAAAAGGUGAAAGCCAUUCGAGAGUGGCCUCCUCCCAAAAAUGUAAGUGAGGAAGGUCAUCCACUUGCUUAUUUUAGUGAAAAGCUAAAAGGGGUUGCCCUUAAUUAUUCUACAUAUGAUAAGGAAUUGUAUUCCUUGGUGAGAGCUCUACAAACUUGGCAACAUUACUUGCUGCCCAAAGAGUUUGUCAUUCAUAGUGAUCACGAAUCCUUGAAACAUUUGAAGGGACAAGGUAAGUUGAAUAAGAUGCAUGCCAAGUGGGUUGAGUUUCUUGAACAAUUUCCUUAUGUAAUCAAGCAUAAGAAAGGUAAAUCUAAUGUUGUGGCAGAUGCACUCUCAAGAAGACAUGUCUUGCUUUCUACUCUUGAAACAAAAGUUUUUGGUCUUGAGCAUAUUAAAGAUUUGUAUAAAAGUGACCUUGAAUUUUCUUCAAAAUUUUUAGCUUGUGAGCAUACUGCCUUCAAUGGGUAUUUUAGGCAUAAUGGCUAUCUAUUUAAAGAAAAAAACUAUGUGUGCCUAAAGGUUCCAUUAGAGAAUUACUUGUAA
Lathyrus oleraceus (garden pea) is the source of this 2355-nucleotide messenger RNA. RefSeq lists its product as uncharacterized. The record is from RefSeq and is a predicted model, not a curated record. Lineage: Eukaryota; Viridiplantae; Streptophyta; Magnoliopsida; Fabales; Fabaceae. The coding region runs from base 1 to 2355 and encodes 784 amino acids. Gene Ontology annotation, molecular function: zinc ion binding; nucleic acid binding. The transcript is spliced from 5 exons.